ACUGACAUUUUGUGCGGCAUCAUGGCAUCCAGUGAUUUGACGUUAGAACAAAUUUACAAUUAUUUUAAAGAAAAUGGAAAUGUGGUUAAAAACCGUGAACUCGUUCAUCACUUCAAGCAUUACUUAACCGAUCCUGCAUCAAAAGAAGACGCCCGAAUCAAGUUUAAGAAAUUCGUCAACACCCUCGCUCAGACCAAAACCGAAGGCGACGAAAAGUUCCUCAUUCUCAAAACCCGCUACCAAAACUCUCUCGAUUACCCUCGAUCAUCCCACUCGCCUCAAACUGACCCUCGACUCGCCCUCGGGAUCCCCCUAUCCCCCGAUUGCAGUCCUGCGAAAUCACCAGCUCAUAGACAACCUCCUCCUUACCGACCUCCACCGCCGGUAACUUCCCCAACAAACUCUCUCGACAACAUAUCGUUAAGUUCGAUUAUGUCGCUACAAGAUGUUACACCACAAGCGCCACCAAGACGGAAACAAAAGGCCUUCGAUGAGGAUUCGACACCACGACAAAUUCACACUCAGGAGGAGGAAAAACAAACGCCGGUUAGUGUGAAAGAAAGGAUGGAGAAGUUUAACAGGAUGGCGUCCAUGGAGGACGAGUUGAGUCCCAGACAGGCCAAGUCAGCGGAAAAGAAGCGGGAAAAGGGGUCCGAAGAAGACGACGGCGCCUCGGUCACAUCGUUAGAACCGAAAAAGUGCAUGGAAUGGUACGUAACGGCGUCGAAAGGCGACAUCCAAGAGUUACUCAAGCUGGCUCAGGACGAGCCCCGUUUGGUCAACAGAAAGGAUCCAUUUACGUAUACGGUUCUGCAUUGGGGCGCCAAACAUGGCAAUCCGAAGAUCAUCCAAAUGUUUGCUGGCAAAUACAAGGUUGAUGUCAACGGAAAAACGAACGGGGGAUACACACCAUUACAUCUGGCAGCGCAGUUCGGGCAUAAAGAGAUCUACGAUAUGCUAAUAAAUGAAUACCAUGCUGAUUCAAGAAUCAGGGAUUAUAGCGGCAGGUUGCCGGCCUAUUAUUUGGAAAGUAGAGAUCAAAAAAUCCGAAAAGAUAACAUCCGCAAAAUAAAAGGGCGGAAAAAACCCACAGAUAAAGAUUUGGGGUUUUUAAGGAUAGGCUCGUUAAAUGUUCGAGUUAAAAAGACAACAGAGGCUUUUAGUAAUUUCUUAGGGGUUGGAAGUGGUUCAGUGAAUGCCCUUGAAACCACAAGUGAGAAAGUGCACAAAGGGUGGGGCUCCGCCGAUAAUGUCAAUCAGGAGAAUAUAAAUCCGGGGCCUAAAAUUACCACAGUAAAGAAGAAAUCAAAAAGGCCUUAUUCGUCGGGGAUGAACAGUACUCCAGGGACUCCCCGUCAAAUGUCAAGAAAUUUUUCCAAUUUCUACACAAAUGACUCGGAUUCGGACUCAGCAGCCGGAUUUGACUCACAAUGGAAGCACUAAUUUCCUAUUUAUUAAGCGACACAUCACGGUGAUUGGAUUCGAAUACGCUUGAUUUUUUUAUAACAUAUUGUGAUCAAUAAUAAACAUGUUUUAAUUAAA
This is a messenger RNA of Tribolium madens (black flour beetle), 1542 nucleotides long. RefSeq names its product ankyrin repeat domain-containing protein SOWAHC (gene sowah). The record is from RefSeq and is a predicted model, not a curated record. The transcript is spliced from 13 exons. NCBI's taxonomy places the organism in Eukaryota, Metazoa, Arthropoda, Insecta, Coleoptera, Tenebrionidae. Gene Ontology annotation, molecular function: protein binding. Bases 22 to 1443 code for a protein of 473 amino acids.